Molecule: messenger RNA, 3853 nt
Organism: Dermacentor silvarum
Lineage: Eukaryota; Metazoa; Arthropoda; Arachnida; Ixodida; Ixodidae
Product: phospholipase A1-like
Exons: 6
Coding region: 2163-3572 (469 amino acids)
Molecular function (GO): lipase activity
Source: RefSeq, a predicted model, not a curated record
CUACGGCGGCCGUUACAGCAGGCUGCGCCAGAAUAACCUAAGGGGAGCGCUUAAGGACCUCUUUGGAAUCCUGGCACUCUUCUUCGGGCUUUUGCAAUCAGCACUAAAUCGUUAUUCUCACUACUCGGAAUGAUUCUCGCUCUGGUUGCCAGUGUCAUUGUGGCUUCGGUGGCUUCGAACGGGAGUCCACUUGUGAAAGAGGAGCAAGCCUUAAGCAUUGCAGAGUCACCCUCCGUCGGCGAGAAAAAAUCACAGCAACUCGAAGACUUGCCUCUGUAUCAGCCGACAGUUGCAGACCCACUUGAGCUGAUCAAGCAUCCGCCAACGACAGUUGCAGCUCCGUACAUUGACCCUGUUUAUAUAAACAACGAGUAUAGAAAGGUGUACAAAGUACGAGGAGACUACGAUAUCAGAAUGAGGGACAUUAAUAAACGAGCCAAGGAAAGAAAAAAACUCGACGUCCCAGAUAAAAGUUUGCCUGGCGAAGGCGCGACAGACUCGACGAAUUCAACUGCGUCGAAUGGUGAUAAGGAUUCUCGUCUUCCGACGCGCCGUAUUCCCGGCUUAAAGCGACCUCACAAUAGGGAUCGAUCUGACGCACGUCGCAGGAACAUCCCGAGGCCAUCAUUGGAGCCGGAUCGUCGCCACCAUAGGCAAGAUCCUGGUUAUGAGCCAGAGCCGGAGCCACUUCCAAGGACACCAUCGAGGAGGCCCGUGUGGCAACCGGACGACAAUGGUGCGCCGAGAAGCGCACGGCGAGGUACACGGGUGCCCAACAGACGCGGAGGAAGCGCCGGUCACAUGACCAGACCCUCCAGGCCCGCUGAAACGUGGCCCCCAUUCUCGACCGAACUCAAACACUGGAGUGAGGAUUGUGUCUGAGCCGGGUGCGAGGCCCAAGCAAGCACCGCUUCCAAAGCAGGAGACGCCAUCAUUGCUGCCGCGAGAGACGUCUGAGGGAGCAGGCACACAAAAAGGAACGGAUGUCAAGGACGAUCCGAUAUCUCUGCACAUGACGGAAGCGUUUGCCGAAGAACCGCUGUUGCCUUACGAUAAAGUUGUAGAUGAAGACACCACGGAAGCGGUAGAUGUGAGCCGACUCGUUGAGGAGAGUGCCUUCGACUUCAGGCUGCGCGAACUCGAGAAGCAGCAAGAGCUGGCCGAAGCGAAAAUGCCUUUGGACGAUGGCGACGAGCCGGAUCCGAGCUUAAGUCCUGUAGAAGAAUAUUCGAAAGAAGAACGCGACGAAGAAAACAAUGUGAGCCUGAUCGCGCAACAACCGCUAAUUACUUCACCCCUGGCGCCCCAGAAGCCAAGCGCUGCAGCCGAGGGUGAUCAGAUAGUGGAAAUCGAGGACUUGGGCUUCGAGCUCGCACCAAAAAAGAACGCCUCUUCGUCCCAGGGACGGCUGUUGGUACCCAUCGUGGAUGAUUCCUUCGAGACGGACGAACUUGCGAACGCUACAGUGAACGCGACCAUAGAGACUACACUAGAUAUAGGAGACAAUGUUAUGGACAAGGAACUCGCCAACCUCACUAUGACGGAUGCCAAGAUGAAGCGCCGUAAAUACUCUAUCGCAUCGCGCAUUCGGCUUGCGAACGAAACACUUUACAAAGAGCGGCUGAAUACCACAAGUUCGUCGGGCGCAAGACUCACCGGUCAGUCUGGGGAGUCAAACCUGCAAGCGGAAAAUCGGAACACCUCCAACAAAUUAAUGUCUAGCUCUGUUGUACAAGUUCGGUCUGGCAAAAGCAGAAACAGUCGCCGAGGCAUGACCAAGGUGAAGUCCGCGAACGAUACUCUAAAGGUCAGCAGCACGAAUGGCACAGACGCAAACAGGCCGGUAGUAACUACAAUUGCACCGAAAGUAAUUCAAGGUGUAGGCACCACAAAGCUUGUGGUGACAAACGGUACCCGAAAAUUGAGGAGAAAGAAAGUCGUGAGCGCUAAUAGGACAGUGCUCACUACAAUGCCUCCAACAAGAAUUCGAGAUGUCGGCGCUAAAAAGCUUAUGAUGGCGAAUCGUACCAAUAAAGUCAGGCGAGAGAAGAUUAAAUGCGGAAACCGGACAGGACUCACUACAAUGCCUCCAUUAGAACUUCAAAGCGUAGGAACGACAAAGUUUAAGCUGGAGAACAAUUUUCGCAAAGUCGCAAGAAAGAAUGUCCACUAAUGAAAAUAGCACACAGGUAGGUACACUGUCCCCAGUCGAAGCUCAUGUGGCAGGAAGAAGGAAAGAACGCGACAAUUCAAACACCACUUCGUUAUCACGGAUUGCGAGGAGAGGCAAGAGCAGCAGAAAAGUGUGGGGAACGCGAGCUACUACGCCGAAAAAUAAGGUCAUCGUACUUCCCAACGAAACAACGUUUUCACGGAGUGAUAAUUACUCUGACCUAGUGAUCGAAACAGAAGGCAACUAUUCGAGCAACUGCACGAUGAUUCUGCCCAAAAAUCACCCGCCCCUUACGCAUCAAGCUGACGCCAUCGACCUGAUCUCGCAAUGGAAAUAUUUCGAAGAUAAGGUGCAACCCCGGCUGCCAAACGAGACGACCGCUCCGCAAGAACUGCGCAAUACUGUUACUACACUUCGAAAUUACAUUAUACGCAACAGUCUUCCCCGCUGGAGCAUCGAUUCUGACUACUUUCGAAAAGCCGGAGUCCUGACUGGUCUGUUUCCCCAGUCAAAAAUGGGAAUCCCCGUCAAUUUCCUCUUUUACUCUUGCAACAGCUCCAUAACUCCGAUCACGCUGCAGAAUGACGCGAAAUCUCUUCAAGCUGUUUCCCUUGGCCCAGACAGCAAGCUCCAAGUAAUCUGCCACGACUUUGGACAGGGCGCCUCGGAGCGCUGGGUGAAACAACUCAAGGAUGCUAUUUUGAAAGAGGGCAAAGAUAACCACGUUCUAGUCGUGGGCUGGCGCCAAGCUGCGUCUCGCAACUACUGGACUGCCGUGGCCAACUCGCGACCCGUGGGACGCAAGCUAGCGUGCCUGCUGCGGCGGCUGAGAGACGAGCGAGGCCUGCGGCUGCGCAGCGUGCACCUUGUGGGGCUCGGACUGGGAGCGCACGUGGCCCGAUACGCCGCCGUCUCGGUCAUCCACAAGCUGUGCGAGAGGGUCGGCCGCGUCACAGGCUUGGACGUGUCGGCUCCGCUCUUUGAAGAAUUCGGAGAGACCUUGAACGCGGCAGUCGCUGAGUACGUAGAUCUCAUUCACACCAGUGCGGACUUCGUCGGUGGCCUGCGGGGACAGAUAGCGGCGACUGGUCACGUGGACUACUACACCUCCGGCGUGUUCUCGCCGAAGAGCUGCAUCUUGUCCAGGAAGGAUUUCCGGCGAGACUGCGACCAUGCCCAGAGCGCCGAGCUGUUCGUGAAAUCUGUACGCGACGGGUGCGGCUACCGGUCCACCUCGUGCGAAUUGUGGAGCACCGUUGACACGUGCAGCGGAUGCGGCCCGCGUGGCUGCGGGCACAUGGGCUUUCGCUCGCCCAGUGCCAAUGGAACGGGUCCCCAGUUCCUUCCCAUGCGUGUGCCAACACUCUACUGUGAAGACAAGCCCGUGGUCGCUCGCUGAGCAAUCCGACCUGAGCGCUAGCACUGUGUAUAUCUAUACUGGCGCAACUUGUCGAACUCUGAGCAGUUAACCUUUGGCCUUUUCGAACCAGACAGAAAGUCUCGUUUGCUCUGUAGCAGCGCGCGCUGGUAUUGGGUUGUUGACACGUGUUCGCAUUAAAGGGUCAAACCGUUUUGUAAUUUUCAUCUCUUGCUGUAUCACUACUUACAGGUGUCAAAACGACAAGAUAGCUUUGUCGCUUAACUAUAGUUAGCCCAUUGUGAGAAAUAACUCAAAGCGCC